Molecule: messenger RNA, 1604 nt
Organism: Drosophila elegans
Lineage: Eukaryota; Metazoa; Arthropoda; Insecta; Diptera; Drosophilidae
Gene: Aatf
Product: protein Aatf
Exons: 2
Coding region: 100-1530 (476 amino acids)
Biological process (GO): regulation of transcription by RNA polymerase II
Cellular component (GO): nucleolus; nucleus
Source: RefSeq, a predicted model, not a curated record
CAGGUAUUUUCUCCGCCAACGGUCACACUCUGCUGUCCAGUCCCAUGUGGUAAAACCAGGUCUCUUUCACUUUCAAUUUAUAAAUGAAACUAUAACGAAAUGCUGCGCAAACCAAAGAAGAAGCCACAAACGGUGGCCGAAAAGGUCAGCAAACUGCUGGCCCAUCCGAACGAGAGCGACAGUGCGGAGGACUCGGACUUCGACGUGGCCAAUGGAACUGGACCCCGUCUGGUGGACUUCGAGGAGGAGGAGUACGACCUGCCGGAUGCGCGGAGCACCGACUUUAGGAAGCGGAACGUCAAGCUGCUCUCCGAGCAGAGUGAUCGGUACAAGGGCAAGAUCAGCAGUCGCAGGGAGCUGGACGAGGAGGACCAGGAUGAGGAACUGUCCUAUGAGGACAGCGAUGAGGAGGAAGAUGGGGACUUGGCUGACUUUAAGCUGAAGUUACAGGCUGAUGGCCCAGGAGAGACCAGUGAAGAGGAGCAAGCUACUGGAGAUUCCGAAAGUGGAGAUGAAGAUGAGGAUUUGGUGGACUUUAAUCAAACAUUAAAGGCUGGAAACGAAGAGGAGGAUUGUGGUUCUGGAUCCAAUGAAGAUGGCAGUGAAGAGGAGGAGGAUGAUGAUACAGACGACGAAGAGGCAGAGGAUGACACCAUUAAACCCUCGGAUGUAAUGUCCAAAACCAACCACCAGGCCGAAAUCCAAAAGGGAAUGAGCGUCCAAAACCAACUCCGUAUCUGGGAGCGCCUCCUUGAGCUGAGGAUCAACACCCAGAAGUUCACCAGCAAGGCAAACCAGUUGCCUGGACCGGAGACACUCCAGCAACUGGGUUCCGACAACGACGAGCUGCAGUCGGUGCUAAACGAGGCCCAGGAGCGCUCGACCAGGCUUCUGCAGCAACUGCUGGCCCUCCAGUCGGCGCUCCACCAGCAAAACUCCGAGAUGAGGAAAUCGGUGAAGCGCAAGCAGCCUUCAGAGGAUCCGGGACCAACUGCUGCGAAGCGAUUUGGCUCUGUGCUGCAGCACAACUUCCAGCAGAUGACCGGCUACCGCAACGAAGUUCUGCUCAAGUGGGACGAUCGCACCAAACUCCUGACCCCCGGAGCGGGUGUGAAGCGCAAGUCCCUGCAGGAGGACUACGACAUCGUCAAGAAGAUCGACAGUGCCCUGGCGAACCGGGAGGCGCUCGUGGAGAAGUCGCAGAUGCCGAAGAGCAGCCAGCAGGAGAACGAGCCGGUGCAGCGAUUGAAGCACAUCUACGACGACAGCGACUUCUAUCACCAGCAGCUUCGCGAGCUCAUCGAGUACAAGGCCAGCACGUCGUCCAACAUGAGCGAGAUUACCAAGCAGUUCGUGGAGCUGCAGAAGCUGCGCCAGAAGAUGAAGAAGAAGGUGGACACCAGGGCCAGCAAAGGUCGGAAACUGCGAUAUGUGGUUCACAACAAACUCAUCAACUUCAUGGCACCCAACGAAAAUAGCGACUGGACGGAGAGCUCCAAGUCCGAGUUGUACAAAUCAUUAUUUGUGUAGAGAAUAUGUAAGAGUAGUAAAACAGUAAUUGGUAUAUGAAGUUUUUAAAUAAGAAUAAAGUCUAUUAAAUGUGA